Messenger RNA from Aspergillus eucalypticola CBS 122712, 4085 nucleotides. RefSeq lists its product as uncharacterized. The record is from RefSeq and is a predicted model, not a curated record. Bases 147 to 4085 code for a protein of 1312 amino acids. Lineage: Eukaryota; Fungi; Ascomycota; Eurotiomycetes; Eurotiales; Aspergillaceae. The transcript has 4 exons.
CUCUUAUCGCCUUUUCCACCACUAUUCGAUGUUCCCAUCGUUGUCUCUCGCUAGAUUUUAGACCGGGCUCCCGUGCCCUUCGAUCAUUUACGCCCCUUUCAUAGUACUCAGUCAACCCGCUGUGCGAUCGCUUUGUUUACGUCGCCAUGGCCGCGGCAGGCGCGAGGGCGCAGAAGCCUGUAGGCUCUGCAGCGUGGAUCUCAACCGAAAAGGAAAAUUUUAUGCAGCUGGUGGACCAGGAAAUGGAGGAGAUUGAAUACCCAGUGCGCCAUGAGAUGGAUUGGCUGAAUGAACAUAUGGCCGAGGUUUUCUCCAACAACCAAUCCAAUUUCGCAGAUGUCUUCAAAACCCCGGGAAAGCUGCGAGGUAAAACGCCUCGUACAGUGCGGAAGCGGGAUGCGAACGAAUCUCGAGUGCCCUUGAGCGAGAUAUUUUCAUCCGCAAACAACAACAGCAAGACGGAGAAUAAAUUCAGUGCUAGCCCGGCUGUUCAGCGCUCACCAACCAAGACCGUCACUGCGGCUGCAGGCCCAGCUACUGCGACGGAAGCCAAGAAGACCACGGAGAACACAUCACAACCUGAGUACCCAGAUCUGACCCAGAACCUCAACUCCUUCCCGCAUUAUAACACGGAUUCGGGCUAUCACGGCAUGCCGGAAGAUGAGAGGGACGAAGAAGAGGAAGAAGAUGAUGUGGUCCUUACACAAGUGCAGCCCGAGUCGCAGUCCUCUACUCAGCCCAUGGAUCAAGAGUCUGGUGCUGCCGAAGAGCAACUCCACCAACCGCAUGAAGAACGCCGUACUACAGGGGCGUCUUUCCACUCCGCUCGCGAGGAUGUGCACCAACGCGAAGAAACAGUUGAGCCUGAGGUAACUGCAUCAUCGCCUAAGCGAAAUAUUAGCACAAGUCCUCAGAAGCAAAAGUCACCGACGAAGGAUACAGAGGAUGUUGAUGACGCACCACCGCAACCUGAGGAGGAACCUGAAGAUGAAAUCAUGUCAGACGUGGACUCAGAACAAGAGCCGGCGCGUAAGGGCAUCGUUGAGCUGGAACCUGAACAUGCGCCAGAACCAGAGGCAAAACCAAAUGCUCAGGCCCAUCAAGAACCCGAACCUGAAGAAGAGCCCGAAGCCACGCCCAGACGCGAAUCCCCGCCCACGGAGAAAGCCGCACCAAAGCCAGUAUCUAGUCCGCUUAAGGAUACGGAAUCGAGCCCGCCAACAAAUGCAACUUCGCAACCUCGAGAACAUCAUCAGGACGACCAAGAUGACGCAAAUGACGACAUGGCCCUCGAUAGUCUCGAUGAAAUCGGCUCACCUUCGGAAGGAUCUCCAGUACGCCCGCCGAUUCGCAAGAGCAGUCUCACUUUUGCAUCUCUCCCAGCUCGCGAACCGCUGACGAAGAAGAGCCUGGGAGGCUCGAGAAUUUCCCGCACGAGCCAUCUCGACCUUAACAAGCUUAGUAGCGCCGGGGGUUAUCUGGGCAGACACACCGGUGGGCAUAGGACGACCCAGCAUGUUGCGGAGGACAGCAAUAUCGAUGGCGACAAGAUGGAUAUCGAUGACAAGAAAGAUGCCACAGAAGAAGAUAGAGAUGCCGAGACUAGGGCCAGCAAGCUUCACAACAAGUCAUCGACUCAACUCCUGCACGAGAAAAUCAGCAUGCUCGGCAAACUUCAGCCUUCUCGACCUACCAAGUCCAUUCCUUCCGUCCCUGGCUUGUCGAUUGCGCAGGUGACAUACCCUGAACUUCCCACUGCCAAAUCCGAAGCCAAGCAGGAGCCAUCCGGCUCGAAGUCUCGCGAGACCCCGGCCCCUGACUCUGCUGCUGAUGACGACUGGAUCAAGCCACUGAAUUCGCCCUACCGACCAGAUGUACGUCCCAGCCAGAAAGCUGAUAGCUUGGGCAAACAUUUCAGCGCUCGGAUAGCCCGGGCUGCUGAGGAAGACCGUCCUUCCGUUGAUAGGGAACGAGAUGUCCAUCCCCCGGAGGAGCCGAGAAGUAGCUCUAAGCACACCUCAGAUGCAACUCGCGGAAAGUCGUCAACACCGUCCUACUCAUCACCACAGCGACCUGGCCAUCAGAAGAGUGCGUCUGCAAAUCUUGAUAGCCAGAUGUCCACAACCCCGGUUGGCUCACCGGCCGAGCGCUACGAUGGUCCGAUAAGUGCAUCCAAAUCGCGGCUUCAGUCUAUCGUGCAAUCCGCUAAGGGCCUUUUCAUGAAUACAGGGGGAGUUACAGCUGCCGCCAGAGUCGAAUCUGCUUCCCCGGACCAACCGAGAUUGAGGCAUACAGGACGAUUGGACACAGAUCGUAAUAGGGAAAGCCAGCGGCCGCAGUCGACACAGCCUCAGAGCCCUCCACGCCAAGAAGGCCGCCGGACGCGCAGCUCCACCGAAAGAGAAGAGAAGCGCAAACAGAAGGAGCUUGAAGACCGUCAAAGGGAAGAGGAGCAGGCGGAGAGAACCCGGCAACUGGAGAAACAGAGAGCCAUGAAACUCAAGGCGCCACAGGAGAAGCCGAUGGCUGACCCUGAAGCUCGGGCGCCAACCACCGAGUCAGCUACCGCGUUGCCGACGCAAAAGACAUCGCACCUACAGAAACCAUCCAAGGAACCAGAGCCUAGCAUCGAAGCCGGUCCCAAACUUGCCGCACCAAGUUCCGUCUCACAACACCAAUCAUCAAAGCAAAAUGAACGUCGCCCUCUCAAGCCGGCUCGCGAGGUCCAGAAACCGAAGCCUCAGCCCGUGUCAAUUCGCGUCGGCAGCGCACUCUCCCGGCAAAUGCCGCUAGCGUCGCAAGUGUCCUCCAACACUCGAGAGUCUAGCGUCCCUGCACCAACUCCAGCCUCGGCUUCCAAACCGUCGACUCUGAAGAAGAAGGCUAGCAAUACCUCAUUACACACUGCCUCUUCUAACAGCAGUUUCAAGAGCUCUAUAUCCAGUCAGUCGCAGAGAAAAGCCCAGCUUGCAAGUGAGAGGAAGAGAGAGCAAGAGGAGCGCGAAGCAAGACGCCGAGAGGAGCAGAGACGCGAAUUGGAACGGAAGCGUGCAGCUCAGCAGCAAGAAGAAGCUCGUCGUCAGGAGAUGCGCAGUCGGGCGGAGGCUGAGCGCCGGGAGCGACUUGCUGCCGAGGAUCCAAAGAAGGCCGCCCACAUGCAAGCCAUUGAAAAGCGCCGCUUGGAGAAUCAGCGCAGACUAGAGCGACAGGGAAGCCAGCAGCCCGAGGCAAGUCAACGCAGCGAGCUUGGUGCAGCUAGACCAGCCUCACGACUGGGCUCGAUUCAGCCGUUUAAUCGGUCAAUUAACCAGCCCCAACCCAACCCCGCUAAACCGCCCAAGAGAGGGCUUGAUGACGAGGCCAACCACCGACCGACAGCACCGAAGUCUGCUACCAUGCAGCCGUCGGGCGAGACCAAACGUAGGAGGACAGAGGAUGAGCAAAGCCGCAUGUCCUCUAUGCGUCCGGCGAUGGCCCCGCCGAUCCGUCAAUCCAACAUUCGUAAGGAACCGACACAGCCGUCCAUUUUUGGUCAUACACAGCCUUCUGUUGCACAUCAAUCCGGCUCCUCAAUCUUCAAGACGGGUCAGGCCCAGCGACCCGGGCAUCCACUGGAUAUGGCCAAAUACGCCAGUGGCAAGAUCCCCUUUGCGGAACCCCCCAGCGUGCAGCCGGCUGCACACCGAACUCCUGCCGCCGCUAGUGCGUCUCAAAAGGCACCGGUCAAGGAGUCACCGAAGUAUCCGAAUGGUGAGAACAUCAACCUUCCCGAGAUUGCGACCGACAGUGAGGACGAAGACUCGGAUGCGGAGAUGCUUCCCGUGCCCAAGUGGGCCCAGCCCAAGGAACUGGAAUCACUCCUGCGCCAGCAGGAAGGCAUGGAGGUGGAUUCUAUUUUCGGCCCUAUUGCUCCCUUCUCCCUGGAGGAGACAUUCAAGUCGGACAAGAAGAUCAAGAAGUUCCGUGAGCGUACGAGUAGCGCGAACUGGUCUGGCGCCGAUGGGCUGACACAGGACGAGAUCCGACGUGACCUUGCUGAGCGGCAGCGUCUGCGCCUCAACGGUGGUUGGUCCUUUAAUGGAUAA